This is a messenger RNA of Paramormyrops kingsleyae, 1312 nucleotides long. Its product is annotated as succinate receptor 1. Gene Ontology annotation, molecular function: G protein-coupled receptor activity. Lineage: Eukaryota; Metazoa; Chordata; Actinopteri; Osteoglossiformes; Mormyridae. The record is from RefSeq and is a predicted model, not a curated record. Gene Ontology annotation, biological process: G protein-coupled receptor signaling pathway. Gene Ontology annotation, cellular component: plasma membrane.
AUGGGAAUGAUGACCUCCAACUGCUCAGAGCUGCCUCUCCAGCUGGAAAAAUACUACUUACCCACCAUGUACGGGGUGGAGUUCAUUCUGGGAUUCCUGGGAAACCUGACCGUCAUCCUGGGUUAUCUGCUUUGGAUGAGGAGAUGGAGGAGCAUUAAUGUGUAUCUCUUUAACCUGGCUGUGUCUGACCUGGUCUUUCUGUGCACAUUACCAUACCUUUCAUAUACAUAUGCAUGGAAGCAAGGGAACACCCUACCAAACAUCUGCCUCAUCAAUCGGUUCAUCCUGCACAUCAACCUGUACUCAAGCAUCCUUUUCAUGGUCUGGGUCAGCCUGGACCGGUACCUGCUGCUCCAGAAUCCCCUCCGCCAGCAUAUCCUGCUGAAAUUUAAAACAGCUGUUUGGAUCUCUGCCAUCUCCUGGCUCCUUGUCACAAUACAGGUUACCCCACUGAUGAUCUUCAUAUUAGCUGACCUAAAGCUGAACAACUGGACCCAAUGCAGUGAUUUCGGCAGCUUGUCUGGGCAUGAAAUGACAGAGCACCUAGCCUACAGUUUGGUCCUGACCCUGACAGGCUUCAUCAUACCUCUGCUCGCUAUCUGCUUCUUCACUCUUGGUAUCACACGCCUCUUAAAGACCCAGGAAGGAGUGUUCAGCCAGCGGUCCGUCAGUUUUCAUCGUCCUCGCUGCGUCGCGCUCAUGGCUUUUAUCAUGUUCCUCGUGCUGUACUCGCCCUACCACCUGAUGCGAAAUGUAUACAUCAUUUCACAGCUGACUGGGCUGGACAGUUCCACGCACAGCCGUAUAAAGAGCCUGUAUAUCCUCAGCCGGCCUGUGGCUUUCGCCCACAGUGUCAUUAACCCAGUGUUUUAUUUCCUCAUGGGGGACCAAUUUAAGGAGCUGCUGCUGAAUGGGAUUCGAAGUCUGUUCGCAACCCACUGCAGGCUGUAGUGUUUUGAAUCUUAAAGAAACACAUUGAUAAUGUGAGAAAUGGAAAGUAUCUUCUAGGUUUGUUUAUCAGAAUAGCAUAUGCCGCCAAUUGUAACCUAAAGGUUAAAUACCGCAUUUUGCAAUAUUUGCUACUUAAUGUGUAAGCUUAUUCCUCCAAAACCAGCCACUAGGGGGUGCUUAAGAUUUUCUUCCGCUAGGAAUUUUUGGCAUAUGGAGCUCUUAGCUUUCUUUGACAGAAACAUCUCACAUAGUCGUAAGAAGGUUAUUGCAGCUUUAAAGUCAAGGAUAGCAACUCUGUUUCAUCCUUUGAGAAAUGUGCUUAUGUGUAUUGCUUCUAUGAAUAUCCAUCUGUAUUGAGCAU